Gadus macrocephalus (Pacific cod) is the source of this 2207-nucleotide messenger RNA. It is a transcript of the gene plekhn1, whose product is annotated as pleckstrin homology domain containing, family N member 1. NCBI's taxonomy places the organism in Eukaryota, Metazoa, Chordata, Actinopteri, Gadiformes, Gadidae. The coding region runs from base 1 to 1557 and encodes 518 amino acids. Gene Ontology annotation, molecular function: cardiolipin binding; phosphatidylinositol phosphate binding; phosphatidic acid binding. The record is from RefSeq and is a predicted model, not a curated record. Gene Ontology annotation, cellular component: cytoskeleton; mitochondrial membrane. The transcript is spliced from 10 exons. Gene Ontology annotation, biological process: 3'-UTR-mediated mRNA destabilization; positive regulation of apoptotic process; response to hypoxia.
AUGCUCAUCAACAGUGCGGUGUGGGCGGUCCCGACGGGUGGGUUCAUCUGGGGGGAGGAGGCCCUCUGCCUGCUGGAGACCUCUGGCUACUCAACAGCCUCGCUGUGGGCCCGGGGCCGGGGGCCGGGGGCCCGGGGCCCGCCUCGUCUGGUUCCCAGCGGCCGCUCCCAUUGUCCCGCUGCCUUUGUAGCGCGGCCGUCGCUGGAGGACGCGGGCGCUUCCUGGCUGCAGGAGGAGGUGCCCCCCCAGCAGGGCCGCUGGGGGGGCGGGGCGCUGAAGGCUCUUCAUCCCUGCUUGGAGCCUUUCCCGGUCUGUGUUGAGCUGGUCUCUGUCCGGUUGGAGCUCCAGGGCUCAGGGCCCAGCACGGCCGGCCCAGGGUCCCCGGGGAGGGGGCCUGGGGUGGGGGGUGGAGGAGCUCCCCAGGGGGUCACCUGGGGUCCCCUGGGGUCCCUGACCUCCUGGGGUGAUGCUCUUCUGCAGUCCCCCCAGUUCGACCGGUGGAGCAGUACGAGCCAGGGGAAGCAGGACGCCCUCCGACUGCGCCUGUCCGCCCAGAGCGGCUCGCACCUCCUGCCCUUCCCCCAGCCUGCGGACGAGGACCCCCUCUCCCCGGGGUACUCCGAGCCCCUGUGUUACACCUCCAGCCGCCCCCCCUCGGUGGAGACCUAUCGUCUGGGCAGCCGCAGCAGCAGCAUGUCGUCCCACAGCCGGCCGGACCGCGACCUGCGACCCCUGUCGCUGCGCUACUCCUCCCCCCAGCACCCCCUGCAGCCCCCGGCCGAGGGCCAGGUGUACAGCACGCCCUACGCAGCCCGCCCCCGCGGCAGCCCCCCGCGGCCGGACAAGGCCCCCCCUCAUCAAGCGUCUAACCCUCUGUGCGUUCAGUCCAACAGCUGGAGCACCCCCCAGUCCUCGCUGAGCUACGCCCUGAGCUCCACCCAGCGCCACUCCGACCUGUGCCCCCCCCGCCAGCCCCUGUCCCCGCUGUACGACGAGCCCUGCACCCCCGAGCUGUACGCCCCGGGGCCCCGCCCCCUGGAGCCCCGCCCCCUGGAGCCCCGCCCCCACGCCACGCAGUCCAGCUGGCAGGGGUCCCUCGGCCUCCAGCAGACCCCCGCGCCGCCGCCCCCCACCUUCAAGCUGUGCACCCCCCCCCUGGGGCGGCGCUGCAGGAGGAGCCUGGUGCUGACCGGCCCCCAGGGCCGCGCGCUGGGCCUGGAGCCGGAGCAGGGGCCGCGGGGCGCCCCCGCCCCCGGCCCCGCCCCCGGCCCCGCCCCCGCCCGGCUGAGGCUCAACGCUCCUCCGGUGCACGAUCAGCGGCUGAUACCAUCCAGCCCCAUCUCCAGCCUCUCCAAGCUGCCCUACUGUUACUCCCCAGACCUCAACUCAUACCUCCGGCCCACGGAGCCAGAUGACCAGGAAAUGGACUACGACAACAUUUGGGAAUAUGACCAAAACACCGGCAUGAUUCAGCCCACGUCUGGAAUUCCGCAGCAGCGGACGGGAUUAGGCUUGGGGGCCAGAGGCCUUAGCGCCAUGGCAACGCAGCAGAGAUAGUCAUAAAACAACGCGCCGCCACCCGUCUGGACGUGUGCAAACAAAGUGAUCAGUAUCAGGUUAUAAUCAGCCUAUCAGACGGCCUCGCUCACUGCCACACGGGGGGGGGUUUAAAGAGCCGGUCGUCAGGCAGAGGAAUGCCCAGUGUACCCAGUGAGGGGGGUCACAACACAAGGUCAUGACGGUGAUCGGACACAAGCGCCGCCGCUAGACAGUAGCAGAGCCCUUUUUAUAUGAAGCUUAAAGACAAGCCCGAGUGCUGGAUGUUUAUUUUUGUACGAGUGUGUUGCGUGAUUGCUGAUGUUAAUACUGUGAGUCAUUUUGUAGUUCAGCCUAUUUUUUAUAUUUAAGAACCUACCGUCCUGUUUCUGGCUUCUAUUUUAUUCGUGACUUUCUAAUAUAUAAACCAUUCCAACAAGGAUCAAUAUGUUCAAACAUUUUUUUUUUGUAAAUAAUAUUUUAUUAUGCAAUGACAACAGAACUAGAUUGCUUGAAUGUAAUGGUGUUAUUAACAAUAGUUACUGCAACACGCAGAUGUUGGGGUAGCUUGCUCCUAUUUGUUUGAAGUGUUUAUUUAUAUUUGCAAAUUAAAAAAAAUUAAAAAAUUGGUUGACCUUCAUUGUACAACUAGUUCUGAUAUUUCACAAAAA